CCACGAGCGCCAAUUCAGAUUCGGGCAUGCAUGAAGAAGGUCUAAUGCUGUUUCUGAAUACGUUACACAUCGAUCACGAGGCACAAGGCCUUGGCGAGGAGGGACUCCUGAGACACGAGGACGCGCCAGAGUUCCAUCCAGCCAUUGGGGAGAGGAUGGUGGACUGGUUGGGGCGAGCAGCCAAGGGGGCGGUGCCUGCAUCGACUGGUCUGAGGGAGGGUGGUCCUUUGAAGAGCAAGGAAGGAGGAACUGAUCCAACUGCUACCCACGCUGGAAAGAGACUCCGACAGCAGAAGGUGACUGAGGUCUACGGUGGCGAGUGGGUUGCUCGCCACAAGAAGGCCUUCCUCUGCUGGCUUUAUUCCAGCGGGGUGGCCUUCAAUGCCUUCCGCAACGAGGCAUGGGAGGCAUAUCAACAGGUGCUCCUUGAGCAGCCUGGCAGUUUGCCGCGCACUGUGCUCCCUGGCCACAGCGAGAUUGCCAGCAUGCACGCGGUGGAGACCCACCGUGCAAAGUUGGCGGAGGAGUUGGAGGAGGUGAGGCAACCAUUCUGGGUGAUUGGUGCCACCAUCCUCUCUGACGGGAGGAAAUCACGAGACGGGAGACCGAUCGUGAAUUUCCUUGCCACAGGCUCGCGAGGGGUCGUCAUGUACAGGACGAUCAAUCGAGAGGGGGAGCCGGACGAUGCAGUGCACGUCCUUCGGAGAUGGGCAUCAUCUUCCACGAGUUCAGGUUCGGUGGGCCUCAGUGGGUUUGGUGAUUGGGGCGGGGCGGAGGGGCGUGCUCGUGGGCGCGCAUGUAGCGGUGAUGCGGAGACGAUCGAGUGCACGUCUUGGUGGUCCCAGUACGGGGCUGGCACGCCUGAGUUGCAGCGGUGGGCUCUUCGUGUGAUGCACAUGUGGUCCUGUGCCCCUCCAACGAAGAGAAAUUGGGCGGUCCAUGAGGGCAUCCACACGAAGAAGCGCAACCAGUUGGCCUUCGAGAAGGUUGUGCAGCUCGUUGAGAUCACCGCAAAUGUGCGGUUGACGGAGUAUCGGCGGGUGGGAUGCGGUUAUGUGUUGCCAUGGCAGCGGGACGAGGGCAUGCUCGACUGCCAGGCAGGCAUUGAGCUGGAGUUGGUGCGCACGGGGACGCGCAAGGGGAUGGCGCAGGAGGAGAUUGCUCAGGAGGUUGUGCAUAUUACGUGUGAUCCCAUCGGUGCUUCCACACCGCCGCCUGCCACUGCUGUUUUUGAGCUACGUGCUUGCAUUUUUCGUCCGUAUCCCAGGGAUGAUGACUUUGAUGACGAGCGGUUGCCCGAGGCAGCGAAUGACCCUGCGCUCCCCAUUCCUCGUGAGAUCGACGAGACACACGCGGAUGCCAAGGACGUGGAGACGAGGACAUACACAACACGACGAGGGGGGGACUUUGAUGAGAUGGAGAUGAUGGGGGAAAACGAGGAUCGUUGGGGCCUUUUCGGGGAGGUGGCUUCCACAGGUGAUGUGCUUGAUGAGAGAGUGGGGGGAUCUCAUGCACGCAGUAGCCGUGCAGAGGUGGGGAUCACGACUCCUACUGCGACGAGGCCUCAAUCGUCCAUUCCCCCACCUCCUGCUCCGAGUUCGGCACCACCUCCUGCUCCGAGUUCGGCACCACCUCCUGCUUCGAGUCCUCCGCCACCUCCUGCUCAGAGUUCGGCGCCAUUCGGCGCCACCUCCUCCUUCGAGUUCUCCGCCAACUCCUACUCCAUGUCCUCCGCCAUGUACUACUCAGUGUCUUGCGCCACCUCUUGCUUCAAGUCCUGCGCCACUUCCAGCUCCGGGUACUGUAUCACCAUCGCCCGUUUCGCCAGUUCAGCCGCCCGCUACAGAGGUGGAGACGCAGGAGUUGACAUCCUCCUUGCCUCAGCACGGUCUUCUGCACAAAUCUACGGUGAUUCGUCGGUUGAGGUUACGAUCACCUUCCCUGAGGGUUUUGCAGGAGGAGGUUGGACACCGUGCCACUCCGAAGGACAUGGGGGGGGCAGCCGUAGCGGAGGUGGAGGUGACAGCAGCGCCAACGGUGGAGGCGGAGGUAGCAGUAGCGGAGGAGGAGGUACGAGCAGUGGCGACGGGGAGGAGGAGGUGCGAGUUGGAGUUGACGUGGUGGGAGAGGAGGUGGAUGGUGUGGAUGCCGAGGAACGCCUCAUGCAACAGUUUAUCACCGAGGAGGUCGAUCCAGUGGUGGGCGGUUUUACCUCGGGUGUGGCGAGGGGGCUGGGGAUGUCUCCCCCCACAGGGUGUGCGGGUUCAGAGAUGGGGACCCACUUUGACUUUGACCUGUCGAUGGGUGCUCCACCUAGUUGCAGCGGGGCGGCAUCGACUGGUGGAGCGCCUUCGAUAGACGAGAUGGCAGGCGAGACGGGUUCGCGGACCUCGACAGAGAGGACGGCGGCGGAGUCUCCAGAUGCAGCACGCGACAUCAUAGAGCGAGAGAAGGCUCUACUUAUGGCAUUCAACGAUCCACGUGCUCCGGCGUUCGCACGGGCCUUGGAGGAGCGCAGGCGUCAAGAAACAGGGAGAGAUGGUCGGCAGGGUGGGUUGGUGGCGGGGGCGGCCCGGACGGACAUUACAGAGGCGGUGGCAGCAGAGGCGGUAGAUGAGGUUGUGGAGGGUGGGCCACAGAUAGUGGUUGAGGCUGGGGUUGGCGGGCCACAGACGGUGGACGAGGCUGUGGAGGCUGGACAGGGCCGAGACGGGGGGGGUGGGCGACUCACGACCCGUAAUUCAUGACACAGUGGCGGGUCAGGCUGUCCCGUUCUCGGGCAUGCAAUUGGUCGAGGCCCGACGGUUGUAGCCGGCUGAGA
Molecule: messenger RNA, 2821 nt
Organism: Chara braunii
Lineage: Eukaryota; Viridiplantae; Streptophyta; Charophyceae; Charales; Characeae
Source: the annotation of a GenBank genome assembly